AUGAAACGGAAUUUCGUGAUAUUAUUCGGGUUUGUGCUGUGCACAGGUGCAUGGGAUAUAUCCGCAGGGCAGGACACCUAUACGGAUGCUUUGCAAAACUCACAUAACACAGAUCAUGAUGGUCUUGGCGGAGGCUAUCAGUAUAACCCGCCACCAGAUAAUAGCUAUUUGCCCCCAGAUAAUAGCUAUUUGCCUCCAGCGCCAACACCCCCGGCUCCAGUCUACGGUCCUCCGCCCGUCCCAUUCUACAACUCCCCCCCGCCAGUGUACUAUAAGCCCGCUCAUCCUAUACCAUAUCAGGCGCACGAUUCAAUUUUAGCAAAGCUUAAGUCUAAAAUAAGUCUGCUAACUCUCGGCAAGAUCGUCUUGAAACUCUUAAUAUUCAAGAAAAUAGUUAAAUUUAUCGGCAUCAUUUGCUUGCUGCUCGUUUUGCCCAAGCUGAAGCAUAUGUUCACCGAUAAUAUGUCAAUGGAAGACGAAAUCAACAGCAAGCACGUGGAAACGGAUAAGGAAAAACUUCAAAAACAUAUUGAUAGUGUGUAUGAUUUUAUAAUGAGCUCCAUUCAAGCCUUUGAGGAAGAAACUACAUAACAGUUUGAUAAUAGUUUUAGAUUUGUAUCUGCAAGAGUAUU
Messenger RNA from Drosophila arizonae, 632 nucleotides. RefSeq lists its product as uncharacterized. The record is from RefSeq and is a predicted model, not a curated record. Lineage: Eukaryota; Metazoa; Arthropoda; Insecta; Diptera; Drosophilidae.